Molecule: messenger RNA, 612 nt
Organism: Metarhizium robertsii ARSEF 23
Lineage: Eukaryota; Fungi; Ascomycota; Sordariomycetes; Hypocreales; Clavicipitaceae
Product: HAD-like domain protein
Exons: 1
Coding region: 1-612 (203 amino acids)
Source: RefSeq, a predicted model, not a curated record
AUGCGCCGGGCGCUCGGCAUCCCCAAGACGACCGACAUCCUGCAGCACAUCGAGUCGCUCCCCCCGCCGCGGCAGGCCACGGCCAGCGAGGCCGUCCGCUCCAUCGAGCGGCAGGCCAUGGCCUCGCAGGCGCCGCAGCCCGGGCUCGCCGCCCUCAUGGCCUACCUCGACGACCGCGCCGUGCCCAAGGCCAUCUGCACGCGCAACUUUGACGUGCCCGUGCGGCACCUGCUCGACACCUUCCUCCCCGCGUCGCCCUUCGACCCCGUCGUCACGAGGGCCUUCAAGCCGCCCAAGCCCGACCCCGCGGGCAUCCUGCACAUCGCCCGCCGCUGGGGGCUGCCGGGCGCCGCCGGCCUCAUCAUGGUCGGCGACUCCAUCGACGACAUGGCCGCCGGCAGGAGGGCCGGCGCCGCCACCGUCCUGCUCGUCAACGGCGUCAACGGGGGGCUGGCCGCCCACGAGUACACCGACCUCGUCAUCGAGCGCCUGGAUGACCUGGUGGCCAUCUUGGAGGAUGGCUUCGAGGGACGAGACGCCAGCCAGCGGCGUGACGGGGCGGGCGGCAAGGAUGGCCACUUGGCCGAUGAGCCUACCAGUGCUGCUUUAUAA